This is a messenger RNA of Pelobates fuscus (common spadefoot toad), 3204 nucleotides long. RefSeq names its product mediator complex subunit 6 (gene MED6). The record is from RefSeq and is a predicted model, not a curated record. Gene Ontology annotation, biological process: regulation of transcription by RNA polymerase II. Gene Ontology annotation, molecular function: transcription coactivator activity. NCBI's taxonomy places the organism in Eukaryota, Metazoa, Chordata, Amphibia, Anura, Pelobatidae. The coding region runs from base 43 to 780 and encodes 245 amino acids. Gene Ontology annotation, cellular component: core mediator complex; mediator complex. The transcript has 8 exons.
ACGUCAUUGGUCAUGGGCCGGAAGUAGUUCACACGUUCCAACAUGGCUGCUGUGGAUAUCAGAGAUAAUUUAUUGGGUAUAUCAUGGGUGGACAGUUCCUGGAUUCCUAUACUCAACAGCGGGACAGUUCUGGACUACUUCUCAGAGCGAAGCAACCCAUUCUAUGAUAGGACAUGUAAUAAUGAGGUUGUUAAAAUGCAAAGGCUAACGCUUGACCAUUUAAACCAGAUGGUUGGUGUGGAAUAUAUUCUGCUACAUGCCCAGGAACCCAUAUUAUUUAUCAUCAGGAAGCAGCAGCGACAGUCUCCAACACAAGCUAUUCCGCUUGCUGAUUACUACAUUAUCGCAGGAGUGAUUUAUCAGGCACCAGACCUGGGAUCCGUUAUCAAUUCAAGAGCACUGACUGCAGUUCACGGGAUCCAGUCUGCAUUUGAUGAAGCCAUGUCGUACUGCCGGUAUCACCCAUCCAAAGGCUACUGGUGGCAUUUCAAAGACCAAGAAGAGCGAGAUAAAGCAAAACCAAAGGCAAAGAAAAAAGUAGAAGCCAGUUCCCACUUCCAGAGACAAAGAGUGGAUACAUUGCUAAUGGAACUCACACAAAAAUUCCCUCCGGUGUUUGUUCAGCAAAAGCCUGGGGAGAAGCCAGUACCUGUUGAACAAAUAAAGAAAGAACAGGAACCUCCCACAGAAACCAUUAAACAGGAAGAAAAAGAACCAGCAAAACCUGCUCAAGCAACAACCCCCAAAGGCCCUCCAGAGAAGAGAAUGAGACUCCAGUAGCAGAAUGUGGUUGCUUUUAAAAUCAGCUACGGAAUGGGAGUAUAUCCAUUAAUGUAGUGGCUGAAACAUGCUUCACAAACACACUCCCAAUACUUGAUCAUUUAAAGGGACACUGCAAGCACCGUAACUACUUAUUGCAGUGGUUAUGGUACCAGGAGGCUCUGGAUGGAACCUCCUAAGGUUUUGUCAAAACAUUUUCAAAACAAUUUCUCAAAAAAAAUGCAGGAAGCCCGUGUGGCAAAUCCUCCUGUACCCUUUGCUGACAGUCAUGCUAUGUGUGCUUACAACAUUUUGGCAAAUAAAAACUUCCUCAUGAUGAUGUCUCCAAUUGAGGAUGUGGGUUCAUAAAUCAAGGAACAGGGAUUUAUGAAGCCUGUUCAUUCCCUGUUUGUUUUGUUAAACGGUUUGAAAAUAUGUUGACAUAAACUGUAACUAGAGUGCCCCUACUUCUUCUAGUGCCAUCACUGGUGCACUAAGUUGCAGUAGUUGUGGUGGUUGAGUAUCCCUUUAAAGCAUCUGUCACCCCCGCUCAAACAAUAAAAUACUAUUUGAGCAUUUUAUAAAGAUGAAAUAGAAAAUUUAUAAAAUGCUCAUAAAGAUUGCGUUGGAAUUUCAUUUAAAUUCCAACACAGUGACAAAAGACCAAGCUACUGCCAUCAAGUUUAGUCACUUGCUAACGCAAUAAGGCAUUAUCUUACUCAUCAGAAGAUAAGGUCUAUGGAGGUCUUGCGAGUUGCUUUAAAGACUUCAGUGUUGUAUGUGCAAGUAUGUGCGUGAGUAAAGAACUGACAUGGGCUUCUGGUAGAUGAAGCGCCAAGAGCUGAAGAACCAAGAUGGCAGCGGCUGUGGCAGACAACAUCGUGUAGCUUUGACUCCCCUCUGCUGAACCCCCAGGCCACCGCACACCAAGCAGCAAUGUCGCCAAAAUAUGCAACGUAUGCAGAAGGUAUACAGAGCCACUUUACGUAUCAAUGCUGUAUGUGGCAUGUUACAUGUAUGAUCUGUAACUUUAUCUCUACCUACUUUGGCAUCAGAGAGGCCUGAAUUGGACAUAUAAAUAAAUGAUCAGAUUCCUUCUAUUUAUAACUGCAUUUUAGGAAGACAUAUGUUACUAUGUUGCCUGAAAUGCAUGUAUACUAGAUAAAAAUGGACCUGGAGCCAGUGCUGAAAUCUUUAAACAGAAAUUGUAAUGUGCUUUGUAGUUGCCACUAACUGAUGGGAUGCUGACAAUUCCUACAGACUUGCUAUCGUGAAGUGGGGGUAGACCUCGUAUGGUGAAAAUAAAAGACUACCUAACAUUGAAAGAAGCGCUACAUCAGAAGUGUCCUAUCGCCUCCCUGCCGCCCUCUGGCUGUUGGAUUAUUAUACACAUAGUUGUUAAACAGCCAUGGUGUGUAUGACCUUUCCAUAGUUACCGGUUUGGAGAUUACAUGCAUACAAUGCACACAAGAAAACUUAUUCAGAUCUCUUGAUAAUAGUAUAUCCAAUGUUAAGUGGUGUACAGCCUUGCAUAUCUGCUAACAUUCGGAGGUAUAUGGAGUUGCAAGCACCCUAUGUAUCUGUUGGCUCUUGAGAUGGUAGAAGCUAAGGUACUUUUAUUGAUUAACCACAUGGGCUGUCAAGGGACUCGCACUACCUUGUGAUAUUCACUCCCAGAACACUUGUCGCUAUUGCUUCUUAUGUGAUGAUAUCAUGGACAAACAAAGAAGUGGUCCUCUAAAUCCUAACCCCUUUUCUCUGUUGCUGGACAGGGCUUUUGUGAUUUUUUUUUUUUUUUUUUUUUUUUAAAUGUCACCAUCGACUGUAGUUUACCUGUAGGGGCAUUUGAUUAUUUGACUCAUGUGGUUUCUCGCCCUAAUGUCCUUGGUAAUGCUUUAAAUGUGUGUGAAUGAAAAUAGUCUGUAAUCAUGUUAGAGGGACACGCUGGACGUUAACACAACUUUAGUGAAUCUUGAGUUUAACUGAGCCCACAACAAGGCAAUACAUUUUUUUGCAUAUUUAAAUCUCUAGCUUUGCAAACAAAAAAAAGAAAAGUUUUGCAACAUGUCCCCAACUCCCCUUUUUAUAAAAAGUCUUCCUGAUGAGACGUACACGGUAUAGCUCAGCCAAUAAGAGAUGUCUGAGCUGCUGACUUGAUUCCACCACACAGCUAGACUUUACACUCUUGAGAUCUGUAGUAUUGUAAUACUGACUUCACUCUGCUAAGGGGAAAAAGGACAGUAAUUGCUUCUGCAGCUUCCUCUUGAGCUCUCGUUUGCUGAGCUGUGUAAAUACAAUUCGUACUGCCAGCCAGCCAUGAGGAUAUUUUGUGAAAAGGGGGAUAUGGCUAAGGAGCAGAGGGCUAGGAUGCAGAAAGUGGUAAUUACAUUGUUCCCUUCUUCAAAUCUAAAGAGAUUUGAAUGUGGUGAAAAAUACAUUCUGGAU